CUCCUUCUCCCUUUCCAUUUCUCUCCUCCCCUUUUCUCCUUACCCCCUCCCCCUUCAAGUCCUGCGGACCUGGGGGCUUCGGGAUCUGGGCGCUAUGAAAAGUGUCUGCCCAGUCACUUCCGGUUUUUCUUCCCCCAAUCCCUCAGCUGCUGCUGCUGCUCAGGAGGUCAGAUCUGUUACUGAUGGUAAUACUAGCACCACUCCGCCCACCUCUGCCAAGAAGAGAAAGUUAAACAGCAGCAGCAGCAGUAACAGUAGUAACGAGAGAGAAGACUUUGAUUCCACCUCUUCCUCCUCUUCCACUCCUCCUUUACAACCCAGGGAUUCGGCAUCCCCUUCAACCCCAUCCUUCUGCCUGGGGGUUUCAGUGGCUGCUUCCAGCCACGUACCGGUACAGAAGAAGCUGCGUUUUGAAGACACCCUGGAGUUUGUAGGGUUUGAUGCGAAGAUGGCUGAGGAAUCCUCCUCCUCCUCCUCUUCAUCUUCACCAACUGCUGCAACAUCUCAGCAGCAGCAGCAACUUAAAAAUAAGAGUAUAUUAAUCUCUUCUGUGGCUUCGGUGCAUCAUGCAAACGGCCUGGCCAAAUCUUCUACCACCGUCUCUAGCUUUGCUAACAGCAAGCCUGGCUCUGCUAAGAAGUUAGUGAUCAAGAACUUUAAAGAUAAGCCUAAAUUACCAGAAAACUACACAGAUGAAACAUGGCAGAAACUGAAAGAAGCAGUGGAAGCUAUCCAGAAUAGUACUUCAAUUAAGUACAAUUUAGAAGAACUCUACCAGGCUGUAGAAAAUCUUUGUUCUUACAAGAUUUCUGCAAACUUGUACAAACAGCUGAGACAGAUUUGUGAAGAUCACAUCAAAGCACAGAUUCAUCAAUUCAGAGAGGAUUCAUUGGAUAGUGUUCUUUUUCUAAAGAAAAUUGAUAAAUGCUGGCAAAAUCAUUGCAGACAAAUGAUCAUGAUCAGGAGCAUUUUUUUGUUCCUGGAUAGAACUUACGUUCUUCAGAAUUCAAUGCUACCCUCCAUUUGGGACAUGGGACUGGAGUUAUUUAGGGCUCAUAUUAUAAGUGAUCAGAAAGUCCAGAAUAAGACAAUUGAUGGGAUUCUUCUCUUGAUUGAGAGGGAAAGAAAUGGUGAAGCAAUUGAUAGAAGUUUACUCAGAAGCCUUUUAAGCAUGCUCUCUGAUUUGCAAAUUUAUCAAGAUUCUUUUGAACAACGAUUUUUAGAAGAAACUAACCGGCUCUAUGCUGCGGAAGGCCAAAAAUUAAUGCAAGAAAGAGAGGUUCCUGAGUAUCUUCAUCAUGUUAACAAACGUCUAGAAGAAGAAGCAGACAGACUUAUUACUUACUUAGAUCAGACCACCCAGAAGUCAUUAAUUGCUACUGUAGAAAAACAACUUCUAGGUGAACACUUAGCAGCAAUUCUUCAGAAAGGUUUAAAUAACCUCCUUGAUGAAAACCGAAUUCAAGAUUUAUCUCUCCUGUAUCAGCUCUUCAGUAGAGUUCGAGGUGGAGUUCAGGUUCUCUUGCAGCAGUGGAUUGAAUACAUCAAGGCAUUUGGCAGCACUAUUGUAAUUAAUCCUGAAAAAGAUAAAACCAUGGUUCAAGAAUUGCUGGAUUUUAAAGAUAAGGUUGACCAUAUAAUUGAUACCUGCUUUCUGAAAAAUGAAAAGUUUAUCAAUGCCAUGAAAGAAGCAUUUGAAACAUUCAUUAACAAAAGACCAAACAAACCUGCUGAACUUAUAGCUAAGUAUGUAGAUUCAAAGCUUCGCGCAGGCAACAAAGAAGCUACAGAUGAAGAACUUGAAAAAAUGUUGGAUAAAAUUAUGAUCAUAUUUAGAUUUAUCUAUGGCAAGGAUGUUUUUGAGGCCUUCUAUAAGAAAGAUUUAGCCAAGCGCUUGUUAGUUGGGAAGAGUGCAUCUGUAGAUGCUGAAAAAUCAAUGUUGUCCAAACUUAAACAUGAAUGUGGAGCUGCUUUCACCAGCAAACUUGAAGGAAUGUUUAAAGACAUGGAACUUUCUAAAGACAUCAUGAUUCAGUUCAAACAGUAUAUGCAGAACCAAAAUGUACCUGGAAAUAUUGAAUUAACUGUGAAUAUCCUGACAAUGGGUUAUUGGCCAACAUAUGUGCCUAUGGAAGUUCAUUUACCACCGGAGAUGGUAAAACUUCAGGAGAUUUUCAAGACAUUUUACCUAGGCAAACAUAGUGGUAGGAAACUUCAGUGGCAGUCAACCCUAGGACACUGUGUGCUAAAAGCAGAAUUUAAAGAGGGUAAAAAAGAACUCCAGGUCUCUCUUUUCCAAACACUGGUGCUGCUAAUGUUUAAUGAGGGAGAGGAGUUCAGUUUAGAAGAGAUCAAGCAGGCUACUGGAAUAGAGGAUGGAGAGUUAAGGAGAACACUGCAGUCAUUGGCCUGUGGCAAAGCUAGAGUCCUGGCAAAAAAUCCAAAGGGCAAAGAUAUUGAAGAUGGUGAUAAGUUCAUUUGUAAUGAUGAUUUUAAACACAAACUUUUCAGGAUAAAGAUCAAUCAAAUCCAGAUGAAAGAAACGGUGGAGGAACAAGCAAGCACUACAGAAAGAGUAUUUCAAGACAGACAGUAUCAAAUUGAUGCUGCAAUUGUUCGAAUUAUGAAGAUGAGAAAGACACUUAGCCACAAUCUCCUUGUUUCAGAAGUAUACAACCAGUUGAAGUUUCCAGUAAAGCCUGCUGAUCUUAAGAAGAGAAUAGAAUCCUUAAUUGACCGGGACUACAUGGAAAGAGAUAAAGAAAAUCCAAAUCAGUACAACUAUAUUGCAUAAAAUGUUGGCCUUGGAGCAUUUGGUGUCAUAUGCAGUAGCCAGUGAAUAAACUAACCUGUUGAUCCUAUAUUAUUUGACUACUUUUAUACUACCAAUGACCAAAUGAAGCAGUGUAAUGGAAAUAGUUGCGUGGACUUUUUCAGUGGUUAACAUGCCUAUUUAAAGAGUAAUAUUUACCUUUACAAAGAAUGUUAUUGAACUCUUUGCAUGUUAUUUAGUAUGAUGUGGAGAAAACUCUUAAGAAAGUAUCUGGUCUUCAUGAUUCCUCUGGAACUGAGGAAGAAGUCCCUAUGGCUAUUAAAAAAGAUGUGUGGGGGGGAUUCUUAUACACGAUUAACUAUGAAGCAAAAGGUUUAUUUGCUUAAAAUAUCAUUUAAAGAUACUUAAACUGCAUGCAAACUUUAUUUACUGUACAGAGCUCUGGAUGUAUUUAUCAAAUAGAAAAACCACCCUUGGACUUGGUUGUUCACCUGUUUUGUGAUUUUCCCUUGAAAAGAAAAAUAAGUUGUCAUAGCUAUUGAUAUUUUACUAGUUAAUGUUCUGUUACACUGAAAGGGAUUUUUAAAAAAAAUUUAUUUGGAAGCAAGUUUUCAAGUAGAAGGACAGUUGUGUACAUGAUAUCUUAUAAAUACACAUCCUAAAAUUUUCCAUUUAUGAGUGUGGGAUGUGUGUAUAUGGCUUAGCCCUGAGUUUACUGUGAUUAUGAUUAACAGGUACUUGUAAAAAUAGCUGAAAUAGAAAAUUGCUGAUUAAUUUUACUAGAGGAACAUCAUAGGGGAGAAAAAUCCAACUCUUUCUUCAUAUUAAAAAUGAAUACAAUAAGAAGAUGCAAAGAGAACAAAAUUAAAAUGUUUUGUAAAUUAUUAUAGGAGCAAAUUCAUCAACUAGUUUUCAACUUAACUUAGACUCUAAAUUUGAACAGUUUGUCUUUAACUUGGACCAAUUGUAGAUUGUUACAGGCUUCCUAGGAUUUAGCAUUCCUGUUUUCUCUGCCAAAGUUUUUUGGAAGCAUCUCAACUCUCCUCUUUGUUGGCAAAUGAGCCUUUUUUAUCAUCCUUAUUCUAACUUCCUAAAACCAAGAUACAAAGAUUCUGUGUCAUACUGAGCCUCUUUACAAAAUUGCUUGAAGUUAAGAGUUCUCAAAUAGCCAGUGGACAACUGCUUUUCCAAGGAAUGUUCCGGGAUUGUUCAUACAUAGAAAAUAGCAAAAGUGUUGUUCUUCAGAUUGAUAAUUUGAGUACAGGGCUUCUCUCUACCAUCAAUGUUUUUGUUUGUUUUGUUUGCUUGUUUUCCCUUCAAGCUUUGAAGGGAAUUGAUCUUGCAGGAGAAGCAGAAAUUUUGGUUUUGUUUUUUGAAAAUCAGAACUAUAAUGCUUUUUGCAACUUUUUUUACUUGUCUAUGUAGAGCCAUUAGGAAGAACACCUAAGUCCUAACUUUCAACUGAGGAGACUUUUGACUCUUGUGUCUGCCAUUGAUUGUUUUCUUGAGUUCUCAAAGACCUCCUGUGGCCAGCCAUUUAAAAAAUGUUGCCUGUUUCUCUCUAAUUGCAUCUUCUUGUAUACUGUUGUCUAGCUAUAUGUGGUAUUUAGAAUUCCUUCCUAAUUCUUUUUGAGCAGCCAUUGCUACAUUUUCUCAGCUCCUCCCUGUUUUUCUUACAUGAACUCAUCUGACAAGGAAAUGCAGCUAUUUUGUGUCUCCCUUUAUACUGGACCAUCUACACCAGUGUUUUAACUCAUACCUGAUGGUCUUGGAAAUGUGUGAAGAAGACUCACUAGUUACUUGAAGCAAUUUUUAGAUAGAGUUGGUCCUGUUAGGAAAAGACUGUUGAUGUCACCUUCACUAUUUUGAAAGCAGGUUCCUUCCCUGAGGCUCUUGAUUUUUUUAAAUUUGAUGCUGUUUCAGCUGAAAAAUGGGCAAAACUAUUAAAAAAACAAGUUGAGGGGAGCUACUUAAGAAAUUGAAAAGUAAUUGCAAACAAUAUUAAAUAACUGUGACUUUCAGUUGUUGUUCUGUGUCACUUGAAUUUUUGUGCUCUUUUUCCCUGUGUAUGUGGUGGUUCUAUUUUUCUCCAAUAAAACUUUUAUUUAAAAAAA
Molecule: messenger RNA, 4887 nt
Organism: Choloepus didactylus (southern two-toed sloth)
Lineage: Eukaryota; Metazoa; Chordata; Mammalia; Pilosa; Megalonychidae
Gene: CUL4B
Product: cullin 4B
Exons: 21
Coding region: 95-2794 (899 amino acids)
Biological process (GO): protein ubiquitination; ubiquitin-dependent protein catabolic process; DNA damage response
Cellular component (GO): Cul4B-RING E3 ubiquitin ligase complex
Molecular function (GO): ubiquitin protein ligase binding
Source: RefSeq, a predicted model, not a curated record